CAGUUAGGAUAGGCUUCCCUCUUCUCUAGGCCUGACUCAUGGCUUCCCCCUUCCCGCCUCUACUUCUCUACUUCUCUGGCUCUGGCCUGUAGUUGCUACCUGGUGAAGGACCAGAGAAGGCCUGGCAGAGAGGUGGUUCCUAUGACUGCUCCCUUCCCUCACUAAGAAGGUGGGUGAGGCCUGGAUACUAGGUUCUCUUUGGUAGUUUCCAUUUUCUUUUUAGAAGUCUGGCUUUCAGAGAAAGAGGGCCAUGGUAGACUGAGCGUGGUCAGGGGAGGGGGAGGGUGCAUGUGGAAAGGAAGGAAAGGGUGAGGAGUUGCCAAAUAGGAUUGUGGGUGAGAACAUGAUGCUUCCUAGAGUCCACUGGUGGGAGGAAAGGGGGGCUCUGCCCUGCUCUGCAGAAGUGGCCAGUAGGAGCUAUGCUGGCCCGUGUCUUGACCCUGGUUUUCAAGAGUUAUGUCCCAGUUGAGCUUCAGGAGCCACACUGUGGCUCUCUGGGAAGCAGAAGGGCAGCUACUUGGCUGCUGAAGGGAGAACAAGGAGGUUUGUCUGGGAGCACUUCAGGAACACUCAGCUGAAAGUGCUUCUUUAUAAGAGCUGUCCACUGUUGUCAGGGCUUCUUGUGCUUAGGACAGAGUAAGAAGCUCAGUGGUACUCUCCUCAUAAAAGAGAGAUGGGAGACUGCCGGACCCUGAGGGCCUCUCAGCCUGAAGCCUUGCUCGAACAUUAUCACUGUAGUCCUGUGAUUGGAACUCAGGAAUCUAGUCUUUCUAGGGUUUGCUGGCCCCAGUCCUCCCUUCUGGGGGGCACUACCCCAGCUCCUGAUCCUGACCUUCCCUGGGGACCAGCAGACGAUAGGAGAAGCAUCCUUUUAGAUAUACUGCUUGCGAUGGCCUUGCUUCCUGGGACUCAAUACACAGGAGAGGGAGUAACACCUCUCCCUGCCUGGCUCACAUUGCACAGCCAUUUCUGUGGGCCAGACUUUAUCUGGGCUGCUGGGCAGGUGGGUGGAUGGUGUGGGAGACUAGUAUUGCCCAAGCUUGUUUCUUGGUUCUUUCUAUGUAGCCUUGUAUGUGUUGGCCACAACCUUGAGAACGUUUCCUUUCUGGGAUCCUAGCUUAAGAGUCUCUCACUUUGACUUUGGUUUUCUUUCCCUUUCUUGUCUACAGUCCAGACAGCCAGACUCUGCUUACCGACCACCCUGUCACUUGCGCUGACAAUAGACCCUUCUGGCUGAUCCCAAGUCUGCUUCCAAAGCCAGACGCUGUUAGCUCUGAGACCACCUCCCCUGCCUCUGCCUGCUCCAAGUUUGAAUAUGGUAGAAUGGCCUGGAGCCUAAAGCCUCAGUUCAGACAAUCUGCUCAUAUCUUGGUUCUGAGUGACAUUUGGCUUCUGCUAUAUAAAAAAUGGAAGUAGGAAAGCUGAAUCCAUGACAUUGCUGGGACUAAAGGACAGAGUACAGAGCACAGAUGCCAAGCCUGGCCCAGUCACAGCCUCAUAGGCUUGUGGGAGUUUCCUCAUUGGUACUUGUAUCCAGUUUGUUUCCCUCCCUAACCUGCUCCCUUUGCCAGUGUGCCUGGUAUUCAUUUUAGAGGGAACUUAGUCCGCAGAAGUUGUGUUUUGUUCCUAGCUGGGAGAACACACACACACACACACACACACACACACACACACACACACACAGAGGGAGGGAAGGAGUCAGUGCUAUCUAGAGUGUAUUUAGAAAAGCCUGGCUCCUGACCCUGUGGCCUUUCUCUCAGCCCUUGCAGAAGGACCCCCUUAUCUUUCUCUGUUGAAACAAGUAGGCCAUGCAGGCCACGACCUGGUCAUUUUGGACAGGAAAGAAAACAACACCCUUUCCAAACAGAAGCAUCCUGAGUAGCGGCUGACUGAGAGACAGAUGUCAGAGCCCUGCAAGAGGGCUCUGUUAGAGGAGUGCCCCUCCUAUCCUGACUUACCCCCACCCCAGGACCUCCUGGGGGUGGUCUAUGUGUGUGGCUAGCCAUUUAUCUCUGUGCUCAGCCUCUGGCAGAAGGUUGUCAUCCCUCAGCUCUCAGGGGAAGCAGGCAUACAUAACUUACUCUUCUCGAACUAUCUAGGGCAGUCAUAGCCCACCCGCAGAGUGCUGAAAGGGGCUUCCCUUUUUGGAAGCCUGGGUAUUUUAAUGGGACCUCCCACCUCUAUAAACAAUUCUCUGCCACCUCUCUUUCAACUCCUCCUCCAAGAUGUGACGGCUACGACUCCUGGGUCUUCAUUCACAUCUUGCCAGCCAGCAGCUCCGGGUUUCGGAUCUCCAGCUCUAACAGCGGCUACUCCUCCGGGGGCCAGGCCUUUGGGACUGAAGGGAAAGGGACUGUGUACCUUUAAGGGGCUGGUCCAGCGGGAGCGCGGUGUUUGUUGGAAGCAGCUUCCUCUCGGGCCAUUCAAGAUCCCAAAAUCUUCUGCUGCUUCAGACCUGGACAGCCUGUGGCCUCAGCGUGUCGCAGUGGCCCCAAGCGGGUUGAGCCGUAGAAGAACUUGCUGGGGACGUUUUCCCAGGGCCCAGCCUCAUCCAAGAUACCCUGGCAUUGCCACCAUCCCGGCCAGGAUGGGCCUGCUGUUCCUUGUCCUUCUUUCACCACUUUCCUGUGUUUUGGGACUUCCGUUCUACAACGGCUUCUACUAUUCCAACGGUCUGCAUGGCAGGACCCUGGGCAAUGGCUAUGGAGAAGGCCUAUUCAAUGGCGUGAAGUUAGUGGUGGAGACCACCGAGGAGUCGUUGUUCAGUCACCAAGGAGCCAGUGUGACCCUGCCCUGCCACUACCACUAUGAGCCAGCCCUGGCAUCUCCGAGACAUGUGCGUAUUAAGUGGUGGAAGUUGUCAGAGAAUGGAACCCCGGAGCAAGACGUGCUGGUGGCCAUCGGGCAGAGGCACCGCUCCUUUGGGGACUACCAAGGGCGAGUUCAAUUGAGGCAGGACAAGGAGCAGGAGGUCUCACUGGAGCUUCGAGACCUGCGGCUGGAGGACUCUGGGCGCUACCGCUGUGAGGUCAUUGACGGUCUGGAAGAUGAGAGUGGCCUGGUAGAGCUGGAGCUGCGGGGUGUGGUUUUUCCCUACCAGCCCCGAGAAGGGCGCUACCAGCUCAAUUUCCAUGAGGCCCAACAGGUCUGCCAGGAGCAGGAUGCUGUGGUAGCCACUUUUGAGCAGCUUUUCCGAGCGUGGGAGGAAGGCCUAGACUGGUGCAAUGCAGGCUGGCUACAGGAUGCCUCCGUGCAGUACCCUAUAGUGCUGCCCCGGCAGCCCUGUGGAGGCCUGGGUCUGGCACCUGGGGUUCGCAGCUACGGCCAGCGCCAUCACCGCCUGCAUCGCUAUGACGUGUUCUGCUUUGCUGCUGCCCUCAAGGGGCGAGUGUACUACCUGGAGAACCCUGAGAAACUGACGCUGCUGGAGGCCAGGGAGGCCUGUCAGGAAGAUGGUGCGCAGAUCUCUACGGUGGGUCAGCUCUUUGCUGCUUGGAAGUUCCGUGGCCUGGAUCGUUGUGAUGCUGGCUGGCUGGCAGACGGAAGUGCCCGCUACCCCAUCAUUCACCCCCGACCCAACUGCGGCCCACCUGAACCUGGAGUACGAACCUUUGGCUUCCCAGACCCCAACACCCGCUACGGUGUCUACUGUUACCACCAGCACUAGCAGAGUGACAAGCUGUAUAUCUGCCCUGCCCCUAACUUUCGGGACUUAGUGUUUAUCAGGUGGACCAUUGUCCCUUGUGGGUUGGGGAACUUCUUGGAUUGUUUUUAUACUUCCCAACUUAAACAUUUAAAGUUAUUAUUAUUAUUAUUA
Rattus norvegicus (Norway rat) is the source of this 3817-nucleotide messenger RNA. It is a transcript of the gene Hapln3, whose product is annotated as hyaluronan and proteoglycan link protein 3. Lineage: Eukaryota; Metazoa; Chordata; Mammalia; Rodentia; Muridae. The record is from RefSeq and is a predicted model, not a curated record. Gene Ontology annotation, biological process: cell adhesion. Gene Ontology annotation, molecular function: hyaluronic acid binding. Gene Ontology annotation, cellular component: gel phase of interstitial matrix.